AUUUGACAACGUAUGUCUUUUUAUAUAAAUUAUUGAUAAAUUUACAAUAAACUGAUAAUAACAGCUUGCGCACGCGUUGCGUGCAGGGAAUUUACUAGUUACAAAAUGGUCAUCUAUUGUAUAUUAAGGGAGACAACUAUUCUGUUUUAAAGUGUGAAUGAAACAAACGAUCAUACAACAAAUUGAAGAGCCUGUAGCUAGCAGAACAGCUUGUACGGAACACCACUCUCCAUCCCAAUGGUAUUCAGUUUACCGGGUACUCCAAGAAUAAGGCUGUCCUUGUUGUAGGACAAUUACGUCAAAAUUCAGAGAAAAAACCUUCUACAUCUAUUCAAUGCGGUGUUUUGAUUCUCUAUAUAAAGAAAAGCUUUCAAUGAUUCUCUGCAUCUCCAGCAAACCAAUUCUACGAUACCUCAAUUACUGAAUCUACUCUUCUACAAACCAUCAACAAUUUGAAGAUGGCUUCGGCUCUUCCCAGGGAAUGUAUCAUAGCAUUCUUCCUUGUACUAGCUAUGUGCAUCCCAAAUGUAAUGUCUCGUGAGCUACAUGAGGCAUCCUUGUCCCAGAGGCAUGAGCAAUGGAUGGAGAAAUAUGGUCGAGCCUACAAGAACGAUGCAGAGAAGGAACUGCGAUUCAACAUUUUCAAAAGCAAUGUGGAGUUCAUAGAAUCAUUUAAUGCUGCAGGGAACCGACCUUACAAGCUAAGCAUCAAUGAAUUUGCAGAUCAGACCAACGAAGAGUUUAGGGCUUACAGGAAUGGAUACAGGAGGGUCCAAAGACUGACAUUAAGAAAGGAGACAUUAUUCCCGUAUGAGAAUGUGACGGCUCUGCCUGCUAGCGUGGACUGGAGGAAAAAAGGAGCUGUUACACCCAUCAAGGACCAAGCCCAAUGUGGUAGCUGCUGGGCAUUUUCAGCUGUGGCAGCGACUGAAGGAAUUCACCAACUAACUACAGGAAAAUUAAUUUCCCUGUCUGAGCAAGAGCUGGUAGAUUGUGACACCCAGGGUGAGGAUCAAGGCUGUGCAGGUGGUGAAAUGGAAGAUGCAUUCGAAUUCAUAAUUCGUAACCAUGGCAUUGCAUCUGAAGUCACUUACCCCUAUAAGGGUGAUGAUGGGACUUGCAACAAAACAAAGGAGGCCAGCCAUGCAGCUACAAUAACUGGCUAUGAGAUUGUUCCUGCAAAUAGCGAAAAGGCAUUAAUGAAAGCUGUUGCGAACCAACCAGUAUCAGUGUCCAUUGAUGCUGGAGGUUAUGCCUUUCAAUUCUACUCAAGUGGAAUUUUCACUGGGGAUUGCGGAACUGAACUUGACCAUGGUGUUACGGCUGUUGGUUAUGGUACCUCCGAAGAAGGUACUAUGUAUUGGCUUGUCAAGAACUCAUGGGGCACAGGAUGGGGUGAAGAAGGAUACAUAAGGAUGCAGCGAGACAUCAAAGCCAAAGAAGGUCUCUGUGGCAUAGCCAUGGACUCCUCCUAUCCAACAGCCUAA
This is a messenger RNA of Theobroma umbraticum, 1487 nucleotides long. RefSeq names its product senescence-specific cysteine protease SAG39-like. NCBI's taxonomy places the organism in Eukaryota, Viridiplantae, Streptophyta, Magnoliopsida, Malvales, Malvaceae. Gene Ontology annotation, biological process: proteolysis. Gene Ontology annotation, molecular function: cysteine-type peptidase activity. The record is from RefSeq and is a predicted model, not a curated record.